AUGUGGGGAAGUGCGGAGAGUAAAAUAAUUGGAACGGUAGAGGCCGGUGCUGCUAGCUAUUACCUCAGUGGCUCCAACAACCGAAUGUGGGACUUGAAUGAUGCUUGGCCGUAUGCUCCAGACGCUCCCGUCACAUUGCUCUUUGGAUAUAAUGAUCGAACUGCUACGAAGAACGCUCCAAGUACGAGCCUUCUAAGAACGGCUACGACAAGUAUUAGCCAGUAUAAACCGAGGGUCGGGGUGGAAGAAUGUAAUCCCAUAGCUUCCAUGGGGACCGCAGAAGAGCCUUACCACGUCAGCUUCCUCAUUCCACCCCGAGUUCCGCCAUCCGCAGAUGACAUCAACUCCGACAACCCCAACUCAACUCCAUCCGUAAUGACCAUGACCCUGAAACGACGCAAAUCCAGCCCCAAUUCAGCCUCUACUUCUCUCCCCUCCAAAUCCACCCCCGAGAGACCCGGCCAGGACCUCCAUCGGACCCUGAGCGAAGUCGCCGCCCCGGAGCCCAUCGAACGAGCCACCGCGGCCGACCUGGCCCGCCGGCCGUCGCUCGACCUGCAACUCUUGACCAUCUCAUCCGCGAAACCAGACGAAGAGUCGGAUAUGUUCGGGGCGCUGAGCGAGGUUGCGAUACCGGAGCCGAUCAAGCGAUGCGGUGCAAACGAGAUCGGCCGGCGGCCGUCGCUGGACCGGAGUCUUUCACAUGCUUCGGGGGGUGGCGAGGACAAGACAUGUGCGGUUGAUUAG
Messenger RNA from Aspergillus terreus NIH2624, 747 nucleotides. RefSeq lists its product as uncharacterized. The transcript has 8 exons. The record is from RefSeq and is a predicted model, not a curated record. Bases 1 to 747 code for a protein of 248 amino acids. NCBI's taxonomy places the organism in Eukaryota, Fungi, Ascomycota, Eurotiomycetes, Eurotiales, Aspergillaceae.